GGACGAGAAGGAAAGCUUUCACUUUUCUGUUUCUAUCUGUGUUGAGAAUCCAUGGAAGCAAAUGCAGGAAUGGUUGCUGGUUCGCACAAACGGAACGAGUUUGUGAUGAUUCGACACGAAGGAGAAGUUGGGCCCAAGCCCCUGAAGCAUUUGAAUGGGCAAGUGUGUCAGAUCUGUGGAGAUACUGUUGGGCUUACUGCUAGCGGCGAUGUCUUUGUUGCUUGCAAUGAGUGUGGUUUCCCUGUGUGUAGGCCUUGUUAUGAGUAUGAACGGAAAGAUGGGAACCAGUCUUGUCCCCAGUGCAAGACUAGGUACAAGAGACACAAAGGGAGUCCUCGAGUUGAGGGUGAUGAUGAAGAGGAUGAUGUUGAUGAUCUGGAGAAUGAGUUCAAUUACACCCAUGGAAAGCGUCAGUGGCAGGGAGAUGAUGUUGAGCUUUCUUCAUCUUCAAGACAUGAGUCCCAACAUCCAAUUCCGCUUCUCACUAAUGGGCUUCUGGUCUCUGGAGAAAUGCCUAAUGCUACACCUGACAACCAAUCUGUCCGAACUACGUCAGGUCCUCUGUGUUCUGGUGAGAAGCGUGGCCACUCGCUUUCUUAUGUUGAUCCAAGUCAACCAGUUCCUGUGAGGAUUGUUGAUCCUUCAAAGGAUUUGAAUUCUUAUGGGCUUGGGAAUGUUGACUGGAAGGAAAGGGUGGAAGGUUGGAAACUUAAACAGGAAAAGAAUAUGAUGCAAAUGACCAGCAGAUACACUGAAGGAAAGGGAGACAUGGAAGGCACUGGUUCAAAUGGUGAAGAUCUCCAAAUGGUUGAUGAUGCUCGUCAACCAAUGAGUCGUGUGGUGCCAAUUUCUUCUUCUCAUCUCACCCCUUAUCGCAUUGUGAUUAUACUACGGCUUAUUAUCCUGGGUUUCUUCUUGCAAUACCGUGUGACGCACCCUGUACCUGAUGCUUAUCCAUUAUGGCUAACAUCAGUUAUCUGUGAGAUUUGGUUUGCCUUGUCUUGGCUUCUGGAUCAGUUUCCGAAAUGGUAUCCUGUCAACCGUGAAACAUACCUUGACAGGCUUGCUCUCAGAUAUGACCGGGAAGGAGAGCCAUCACAGCUUGCUCCAAUAGAUGUCUUUGUCAGUACGGUGGACCCUCUCAAAGAGCCACCUCUUGUAACUGCCAAUACUGUGUUGUCCAUACUUGCAGUGGAUUACCCAGUUGACAAGGUCUCAUGCUAUGUAUCUGAUGAUGGUUCCGCCAUGUUGACUUUUGAAUCUCUGUCUGAGACUGCAGAGUUUGCAAGGAAAUGGGUGCCCUUCUGUAAGAAGCAUAGUAUUGAGCCUCGGGCCCCUGAAUUCUAUUUUGCCCAGAAGAUUGAUUACUUGAAGGACAAGAUACAACCAUCUUUUGUGAAAGAGCGCAGGGCAAUGAAGAGGGAGUAUGAAGAAUUUAAGGUGCGAAUCAAUGCGUUAGUUGCCAAAGCUCAGAAAAUGCCUGAAGAGGGUUGGACAAUGCAGGAUGGUACUCCUUGGCCAGGCAAUAAUCCUAGGGAUCACCCAGGCAUGAUCCAGGUGUUCUUAGGCCAUAGUGGAGGGCUUGAUACUGAUGGAAAUGAACUGCCUCGACUUGUUUAUGUUUCCCGUGAGAAAAGACCAGGUUUCCAACAUCACAAAAAAGCUGGUGCUAUGAAUGCUUUGAUCAGAGUAUCAGCUGUCCUGACCAAUGGCGCCUACCUUUUGAAUGUUGAUUGUGAUCACUACUUCAAUAACAGCAAAGCUCUUCGUGAAGCUAUGUGCUUCAUGAUGGAUCCUGCCCUGGGGAGGAAAACUUGCUAUGUUCAGUUCCCCCAGCGUUUUGAUGGGAUUGAUCUGCACGAUCGAUAUGCUAAUCGCAACAUUGUCUUCUUUGAUAUCAAUUUGAAGGGGUUGGAUGGCAUCCAGGGUCCGGUCUAUGUGGGGACAGGAUGCUGUUUUAACAGGCAAGCUCUAUAUGGAUAUGAUCCUGUCUUAACGGAGGAAGACUUGGAACCCAACAUCAUAGUGAAGAGUUGCUGUGGUUCAAGAAAGAAGGGCAGGAGUGGGAAUAAAAAAUACAAUGAUAAGAAGCAACAAAUGAAUCGAACUGAGUCGCAAGUUCCUAUUUUCAACAUGGAAGACAUUGAAGAGGGUGUAGAAGGUUAUGAUGAUGAGAAGUCACUUCUCAUGUCUCAAAAGAGCUUAGAGAAGCGAUUUGGUCAGUCCCCGGUUUUUAUUGCAUCCACCUUCAUGGAACAGGGGGGCAUCCCUCCAUCAACCAAUCCCGCGACUUUGCUAAAAGAAGCAAUCCAUGUCAUUAGCUGUGGUUACGAGGACAAGUCUGAAUGGGGCAAAGAGAUUGGGUGGAUUUAUGGUUCUGUGACUGAGGAUAUCUUAACUGGAUUCAAGAUGCAUGCCCGAGGAUGGAUAUCAAUUUAUUGCAUGCCUCCCCGCCCAGCAUUUAAGGGGUCUGCACCAAUCAAUCUUUCUGAUCGUCUGAAUCAGGUUCUCCGAUGGGCAUUAGGAUCAAUUGAGAUUCUGCUGAGUAGGCAUUGUCCUAUAUGGUAUGGUUACAGUGGAAGACUGAAGCUGUUGGAGAGACUGGCCUACAUAAAUACCAUUGUUUACCCGCUCACUUCCAUUCCAUUGAUUGCCUAUUGUAUUCUUCCAGCAGUUUGCCUUCUCACGGGGAAAUUCAUCAUCCCAAAUAUAAGUAACCUUGCAAGCAUGUGGUUCAUCCUGCUUUUCAUUUCCAUUUUUUCAACUGGAAUUCUAGAGCUCAGGUGGAGUGGGGUUGGGAUUGAGGAUUGGUGGAGAAACGAACAGUUCUGGGUCAUUGGUGGUACAUCUGCUCAUCUCUUUGCCGUCUUCCAAGGGCUGUUGAAGGUGCUUGCUGGGAUUGAUACCAAUUUCACUGUCACAUCCAAGGCAUCUGAUGAAGAUGGGGAUUUCGCUGAACUGUAUGUGUUUAAGUGGACGUCACUUCUGAUACCGCCAACGACUCUCAUCAUCGUGAACUUAGUGGGCAUUGUGGCAGGUGUCUCUUUUGCAGUGAACAGCGGGUACCAGUCCUGGGGCCCUCUCUUUGGCAAGCUUUUCUUUGCCAUAUGGGUUAUUCUCCAUCUCUAUCCUUUCCUGAAGGGUUUGUUGGGUCGCCAAAACCGUACGCCAACGAUUGUCAUCGUCUGGUCCAUCCUUAUUGCUUCCAUCUUUUCGUUACUAUGGGUCCGUAUUGAUCCCUUCACCUCCUCCACUACGACAACUACUACAGCUAGUCAAUGUGGCAUCGAUUGCUAAUCCUUG
This is a messenger RNA of Telopea speciosissima, 3303 nucleotides long. RefSeq names its product probable cellulose synthase A catalytic subunit 1 [UDP-forming]. The coding region runs from base 52 to 3297 and encodes 1081 amino acids. The transcript has 14 exons. Gene Ontology annotation, molecular function: cellulose synthase (UDP-forming) activity. Gene Ontology annotation, cellular component: plasma membrane; trans-Golgi network. Gene Ontology annotation, biological process: plant-type primary cell wall biogenesis; cellulose biosynthetic process. The record is from RefSeq and is a predicted model, not a curated record. NCBI's taxonomy places the organism in Eukaryota, Viridiplantae, Streptophyta, Magnoliopsida, Proteales, Proteaceae.